Molecule: messenger RNA, 1038 nt
Organism: Adineta ricciae
Lineage: Eukaryota; Metazoa; Rotifera; Eurotatoria; Adinetida; Adinetidae
Source: the annotation of a GenBank genome assembly
AUGACUGAACUGAUCAGCGAGGAAAACUAUAGUUUAGAUAAAAAUCAAGUUCGUAUUGAUUAUACGACAUUGACAUCGCGUUUUUCAGUGAUGCAUACGAACAGUCUCAAUGAGGGUGUUGCUCAUUUGAAUGAACAUGGUUAUGCAAUAUUCAGUGAUAUUAUGUUACAAGAUGAAAUUAAUACCAAUAAAGAUUUAUUAUGGAAGUUCCUGGAAAACAUUCCUGGACGUCAGAUUCGUCGUAAUGAUCCCAUGACAUGGUCAGAUAAUUGGCCGGGAAAUCCUAGAUUCGGUCUAAUCGCCGAAUGUGGUGUUGGCCAAUCAGACUUCAUGUGGAAUGUCCGUUCGAAUCGAAAUACCAAACGUGUUUAUUCUCAAAUAUGGAAUACAAACGAACUGCUAGUUUCACUUGAUGGUUGUGGUAUCUACCGAAAUUGGCGGUAUGAACCACAAUGGAAAACAGUAACAGGGUGGUAUCAUGUUGAUCAAAAUCCGGUAUCUAAACCUGAUCGAUGCGCCAUUCAAGGAUUUGUUUCGCUUACCGAUCAGAAUGAAACCACCGGUGGUCUUAUACUUUUUCCAGGCACACAUUUACGUUUCAAUGAAUUAGUUGAUGUCGUUCGUCGUGAAAAAGAUUUUAUUCCUAUUCCGAGUGACCAUCCAGUUCUUAAUCGUGGCCGUGCGAUUGGUAAAUUUAUUCAUUGCCGAGCAGGUGAUCUUGUCGUAUGGGACAGCCGUGUGAUCCAUUGCAACUCGCCGGCUUUUGUCGAUCGAGAACAAUUAAGUGACCAACCUAACGAGCUAAUACGAAUCGUUGCUUAUGUUAGUAUGGGUCCGACAACAUUCGUACGAGAUUAUACAUUAGGUCAAUUCCAAAAACAAAGAAAAUUAAUGGUACAAAAUAACUGUACGUUGACUCAUUGGACUUUUGAGUUAACGAAAGAAAGUACUGGUUUCACUUUGCCCCGAGUGUCUCUAGAAAAACUCGACGCUUAUCAACGUUCAUUAAUUAUUGGAACAAAUAUUGACGAUGAAUAG